AGGAUUUGAAUUUGCUCAAAAACAAUAUGAGCAAGAAAAACUAUUAAACCAAGUUUAUAUAGCUAUAAACGAUUUUACUGGUGAGACUUAUAAUUUUGUUGAAUCAAAAGAAGAAUUAGUAGAGAAUACCACACAAGAAGACAAAGAAAAUAAAAAAAUUGAUAUAGAAAAAUUAGAUGAAAAUAAUAAUAAAGAAGCAAAUAAAAAUAAAGAACCAGAAGAUCUUUCGAAAUAUAAUUAUAUUUAUCAUGAAACAUUUGGUGAAAAUUCUGAAAAUGAAUUAUAUUAUGAAUCUGAUAAUAGAAGUUGGAAAUAUGAUUUUGAUGAUGAAUGGGAUUGGAAUGAAAAUAAAUUUAAAUCUGUUACUCAAUUAAAUCAAGUUUCUUCUUUAUCUUUCUUUUUAAAAGAUGAUUUACAAAAAAAACGUGCACAGAGGUUUAAUUUUUUAGGAUUUUUAUGUAAAAUAGAUCUUGUUAAUGAUAUUAAUGAAGCAAAAAAUGAACGUAAAAAAAUUAGAAAUAAAAAUGAUAUUGAUGAUUAUCAAAAAGGAUUCCUUUUAAAUAAG
Messenger RNA from Dentiscutata erythropus, 565 nucleotides. The record is from the annotation of a GenBank genome assembly. Lineage: Eukaryota; Fungi; Glomeromycota; Glomeromycetes; Diversisporales; Gigasporaceae.